UGUUAUCAACACGAUGGCGACUCCAUCUAUUCGCAUGUUCCGCAGGUUGGAGGGCUUGUUCUGUGUCUACAAACCUUCCGGUGUUCACUGGAAACUCGUCCGGGACAACAUCGAGACAAGUCUUCUUAAAGGUUUAAACUCUGUUCCCCAGAAGCCUUGUCCUCAGGAGGUUCGCUUCCUGGCUCAGCCGGGCGUUGACACCGAAACAGCCAGGGGACUCACCCUGUCUGCAGCCUCUGUCCCUGCUCUGUCCAACCACCCUCUGGUGACUGGACCUGAAUUCAGGCAUGUUGGAGUGGGAGUCGGACAUCGUCUGGACGCCUCGUCCUCUGGAGUUUUAGUUCUUGCAGUUGGGAAUGGAAACAAGGUCCUGAACGAUCUCUACAACACACGAAUCACAAGGGAUUACACGGUGGAGGGGGCGUUCGGGAGCGCGACAGAUGAUUUCUCUGACACGGGUCGUGUUGUGGAAAGAACCACCUAUGAUCACAUCACACUGGAUAAGCUGAACAGAGUUCUGGCAAUGCUGCAGGGAGCCAAUCAAAAGGCCUUGUUAAUGUAUUCCAACGUGGACAUGCGUUCACAGGAGGCCUAUGAGAUGGCUGUGCAGGGUCUGCUGGGUCCGGACGGCAAAUCGGUGCCCAUUGUGACAGGCCUGCGCUGCAUUCACUUCCAGCCUCCCAACUUCACAUUAGAGGUGCAGUGCCUAAACGAAACGCAGAGAUAUUUGCGCAAAGUCGUGCACGAGAUAGGACUGGAGCUGCGCAGCACGGCAGCGUGCACGGGAGUGAGACGGACCAGAGACGGACCGUUCACGCUGCAGGACGCUCUGACAUCUCACCGCUGGACGCCCGCUGGUGUCAUGCAGGCCAUCCAACAGUACCGCUCCAGUAAGAAACAAAAGACGCUCCCAGUCCCAGAUCAAGCAUCUGGGAUUACAACCAGUGGAGGAGACUGUGAUGGAGUCAUCCACAUGAAACCAACGAAGAAGCAGCGGCAGCGGGAAGAAGGACAAGACUUGAUGUUGAUGACGCUCAUGCCCGGAGGCUGCGUCUCAAUGAGUUCAUCUCAAUCGGGAAAAAAAGAGAUCUCAAAGACCAGAUAUUCUGGUUACUAAACAAGAUACUUGAUAAUAAUUGACAUGCAUGCAUUUUAUUUUAAAUGCAAACGUCGCUCCAUCUUCAGAGACCUGUGCUGUUAAUCGUGUUUUAAACACUGUGCAGGUCAUCUGGACCGGUUUACCAAAUCUUCAUAUUUAAGUGGUUUAUUUUAUUUUUUUAUCUUGAAAUAAACUGAAAAAGAAUUUGACUAAA
Molecule: messenger RNA, 1313 nt
Organism: Platichthys flesus (European flounder)
Lineage: Eukaryota; Metazoa; Chordata; Actinopteri; Pleuronectiformes; Pleuronectidae
Gene: trub2
Product: TruB pseudouridine (psi) synthase family member 2
Biological process (GO): RNA processing; pseudouridine synthesis
Molecular function (GO): RNA binding; pseudouridine synthase activity
Source: RefSeq, a predicted model, not a curated record